CUGCAAGGCCUGUUGGGAGAUGUAGUCUCGGUUUUCAUUGUCGUUUGUUCCGCCCACAGCCGGCGGGUCGGGACAUCACCGAACAAGAAUUUUGGUCAUCCAUUGUCCCGAUGCCCAGCACUUUAGGCCUUACAACAAUAUGAUCAUCAAUCCGCUGUAACGUACACCUCUGCCUUAGAGCACCCAGCUUUUUGCCGCAAUGCAACAGAUUUUAGAAAUGGCACUGGAUCGCGCUGAGUAUGUCAUUGAAAGUGCAAGGCAGAGGCCUCCCAAACGCAAACAUCUGUCUGGAGGAAGGAAAUCUGUGUUUCACAAGUUGUAUGACUUGUAUAUAGAAGAAUGUGAAAAAGAGCCAGAAAUUAAGAAGUUAAGGCGUAAUGUGAACUUGCUGGAGAAACUUGUAAUGCAGGAGACUCUGUCUUGCCUCGUGGUCAACCUGUAUCCAGGAAAUGAAGGGUAUUCACUGAUGCUGAGGGGAAAAAAUGGAUCAGAUUCAGAAACUAUUAAGCUUCCUUAUGAAGAGGGAGAGCUUUUGGAUUAUUUAGAUGCUGAAGAAUUACCCCCAAUUUUAGUAGAUCUCCUUGAGAAAUCUCAGGUCAAUAUAUUUCAUUGUGGCUGUGUUAUAACAGAAAUCCGUGACUACAGGCAGUCUGGCAACCUGAAGUCUCCAACAUACCAAAGCAGACAUAUACUUUUACGCCCCACUAUGCAGACUUUAGUUUCAGACAUACAUGCUAUAACCAGUGACAACCAUAAAUGGACACAGGAGGAUAAGCUUUUACUGGAAAGUCAGUUACUCUUGGCAACAGCAGAACCCCUAUGUCUUGAUCCUUCUAUAUCUGUUACUUGCACAGCAAACCGCCUUUUGUUCAACAAACAGAAGAUGAAUACCUGCCCCAUGAAACGGUGUUUAAAAAGAUUUUCAAGACCAGCACUGAACAGACAACAGGACUUUUCAAAUUGUCCGACCCCACCACAGCUCAGGCUUCUGGACUAUUUGCAUAAGAGGAAGGAAAGGAAGCUCACACAACCACAGUUUGACCUAAAGAUAUCCAAAACUGGAAGUUUUGUGGAUAUGUGGAAACAAAAUCAGUGUUCCUUGACUGUACCUUCAGAAGUGGAUGUAGAAAAAUAUGUAAAAGUGGAAAAAUCUAUCAAACUUGAUGACUCGCAGCCUACUGUCUGGCCAGCAGAUGAUAUGAAAGAUGAUUACCUAUUUGAAUGUGAAAGCGGCAAACCAUUCCAAAAAGCAAAGCUAACUGUUUCACAAACUGUAGGAAAUCCCCUGUUCUUUGGUAAAAUGCAAACCUACAAAAGUGAUGACGAAAGUGAUCUACCUGUUUCUCCAUUUUUAAUUGGAUCCCAGAUUGACAUUGACAGAGUUGUCAGCCAGUAUCAGGAUUUAUUUGAAAUUGAAACUAAAGGUCUUGUGAAAAUGACACACACUGCAGUAGACUUAGCAAGUUUUAAUCAGCUUUCUCCGAGCCAUGAUAUUGAGUCUGACAGUCUGACGGGCUCUUUUCAGUCAUCUCUUUUGGGAAAAGGAGUCAAGCACAGACCACCUCCUAUUAAACUUCCUUCUAAUCCUGCAAGUAGCUCUUCAGGUAAUAUUUUUAGUUCCCAGCAGUCAAGUGGCCACCUUAAAUCUACAACACCUCCUCCAUCUAAACCUCCUAGUAUCUCUCGGAAACAGUCUGUGGACCAUAAUCAAGUCAACAUGCUUUCUCCUUCCGCAUUAUCUCCUGCAAGCUCUUCACAAAGAUCUGGAACUCCUAAACCACCUACUCCUACCAACACCCCUUCAUCGACACCGCAUCCUCCUGAUGCUCUGACCACAACUCCUCUCACCCCUUCUGUCACUCCCACACCCCAAGACCCAAGUUUUAAUUCACAACCCACUUUGCUAACUCCGUUUGCUCAGCAGCAAAUGUCUCUGAGUCAGGGACUGCCUGUUAUGACCAUUCCACUGUCCUCCAUGGUAACAUCUGUUACUACAGGAACAUCUUCCAACCAAGUCAUGACAAACCCUGCUGGACUUAACUUCAUCAAUGUAGUUGGCUCUGUGUGUGGCCCACAGACAUUGAUGAGUGGCUCAAAUGCCAUGCUGGGGUGCAAUUCUGGCGCCAUAUCCCCUGCAGGGAUAAAUCUGAGUGGCAUUUUACCAUCAGGAGGCCUGGUGCCAGGUGCACUGCCGGCCGCCAUGCCGUCUGCCUCUCAGGCAGGUGGCCCUUUUGGUUUAAAAAAUUCAUCAAGUCUGAGGCCUUUAAAUCUCCUGCAGCUUUCUGGUGCUUCACUCAUAUUCAACCCCAUGCAGCAGCAACAGCCUCAACUUUCUCAGUUUUCACCUCAACAAUCUCAGCAGACAUCAGCGUCUAGUCCACAACAGCAGGGAGACCAACUGGGACUUUUACCAUCGGCAAUGGACCAAGUUUCUAAUAGUCAAGAUCAAACACUAUCAUCCCAGCAAGCAGCAGUUAUUAACUUAACAGGAGGUUUCAUGCCUUCCCAGACAGCUGUCGCAAUUCUCGCAACAUCAAAUGCUGUGAACGGCUAUAGCAGCAAUACAAACAGCACCACUCCAGCAUCUACUUCAUUUAGACAACAAAUCAAGAAAUAAAAAGGGUGAAUGAAGUAGUAGCCUUGUGCUUCUCACCACUACUACAGGAGACGGAAAUACGUUAAAAACAAAACCAAUAAUUGCCUUCCAUGUUUUUAUAAUACCGUAAAUGUUUCCAACAUGAAGAAAGACAGAAGAAAUGUUUGAAAUAUCUGACGAUGAGUCAUUAAACUGCACUAAUUUGGACAUGAAAAUUUGGGGGUGGGGGAUAUUUUAGGGAUUUCACAUGGGGGUGAAUAAUUUUAAGAGGUUUUAUUGUGGGGGGGGGGGGAGAAAUCCCAUGUGCUUUACACACUGCAUUGCUAGGGACAGAACUCUGUAUGUAGUAAAGAAGUUUAUUUAGUACAAAACUUGUGCAAUCACUUUAACAAUACAACUUUUUACAUGUCAAUUUUAUAAUUCACUUUUAGACUUUUUAUUCUGAAUUUACACUCUCCAGUACUUCGUUUAGCAGAGACUUUACUUCCUUGUGUCGUGUGAUCGCUCGACUGAUACAUUGUUGAAGUAUUUCUGCAGACAGGGCACUACCACCUGUAAAAAUAAAAGCAGGGUCAUAUUUUAUCAAAUGCAACUAGCUUUAUAGACACAAUCUUUUUGUUCAUUAACAUCAUGUAUAAUGUUAAAGAUUUAACCAUGUCAGUGCUGAGAACAAAGUGUAGAACAGUAAGGGACACUUUUAUAGGUCUGUAAAUGUACAGGCAAAAAUCUUACAUAAGUAUUGCCUUUUAUUUUUAAGCAAUUCUAGUAAUUUCAUAGCCAAAAUUGAAUCUGAUUAGUAUAAACAAAAAAAUAGUUAAUCUAAUCCAAGAGAAUAUACAAAACAAUAGUUAAACUUCUUCAGUGGUGGUGCAGCUACCAGUGGGAUCUCCACUCCCUUAUUAACUUUGUUUUCUUUGCAAGAGGUUCACUGAUUUUUCUGGCUUUAGGAAGUCUCUCUCUAAACUUCCACAGUUGUUGAAUAUCCCGGAACCUCAGAAAUAAUGGCUAGAGCUCAUUUGAAAGAUUGUAUACUACUCUUGAUAAAGAUAACACAACGUAUGAUGAAUUGAGCCUUUUGAGCUAUUUUUUUCACCUGGAGCUGUUUUUAAGCUACAUUAGAACCAUUUGUACUACAGUGUUGUAGUGGUCCUGCUUUUAAUAAACGUUUCAAGAAUACAGGUACAAACUUCUGUGAGUAUCUUUCUUUUAGUUUUUUGCUGGUUCGUACUAUGUUUAAUAUCCAUUAAUUCCGAGAUUGCAAGAUACACGACAACUGUGGAACUGUAGUGAAUCUCCUAGAAAGAGUGCGCCCCAGAAUAAAAACAAAGUUGAACUUAA
Messenger RNA from Bombina bombina (fire-bellied toad), 3934 nucleotides. It is a transcript of the gene SUPT20H, whose product is annotated as SPT20 homolog, SAGA complex component. Gene Ontology annotation, cellular component: SAGA complex. NCBI's taxonomy places the organism in Eukaryota, Metazoa, Chordata, Amphibia, Anura, Bombinatoridae. The record is from RefSeq and is a predicted model, not a curated record. Gene Ontology annotation, molecular function: transcription coregulator activity. Gene Ontology annotation, biological process: regulation of transcription by RNA polymerase II. The transcript has 24 exons. Bases 200 to 2617 code for a protein of 805 amino acids.